Knipowitschia caucasica is the source of this 636-nucleotide messenger RNA. The record is from the annotation of a GenBank genome assembly. Lineage: Eukaryota; Metazoa; Chordata; Actinopteri; Gobiiformes; Gobiidae.
AUGCCAGUGCCCGACCAACCAGCCGAGCAGGAGAAGGGGGCCAUGGUGCCUCCGGUGAUGCCCUCAUCCAACGGAGACAGAUCUGAAUCCGAGACCACGUCCUCCAUCAUGGCCUCAGUCAAGGAGCAGGAGCUGCAGUUUGAGCGCCUCACCAGGGAGCUGGAGGCGGAAAGGCAGAUUGUGGCUACGCAGCUGGAGCGAUGCAAACUGGGCUCUGAGGCCGGCAGCAUGAGCAGCAUCAGUUCCUCAGACGAGCAGUACCGCUGGAAUGCACAAGCAGAUGGGCAGAAGGAUAUUGAGGAUGAGCUGACCACAGGCCUUGAGUUGGUGGAUUCUUGCAUUCGUUCCUUACAAGAAUCUGGCAUUCUGGACAGUGCGGACCGACCAGCUCUUCUUUCCCAGAGUUCUUUGCAGCUCAACUCCACCCCUGAGGGUUCUCUCCAGUACUCUGCCAGCUACCAUAGCAACCAGACCCUCGCCCUCAGUGACAACAUCUCCUCCAGCGCGGGUCCUCAUCGCAGCGGGCAGGUCGGGGGAGCAGUUCACAGCUACAACCAGGUGACAUCCAGCCGUGCAGCCCAACACCAACAGUCACAAUCAGCGGCAGGGUCAGGUAAGAACGCCACAAUUUUUUAA